AUUGAGAGACUGGAGUAGGAGGCAAGUACUGGAGGCCUUCAGCAGAGAAGAGAAGCAAAGGUCAGCAUGGCCCGCCUUCCGCUGCUGCUGCUGCUGCUGCUGCUCUGGGAUGUGGGGUCCCACGGUUUCCCAACACCCAUCUCAGAAACACAAGAGCAAGAUGCGGAUAUAGUGCAGAAAUACCUGGAAAACUACUACAAUCUGAAGAAAGAUGGGGAGAAAAUUGUAAAGCAGAAAAGCCAGAGCACAGUGGUUGAAAAGCUGAAGGAAAUGCAGAAAUUCUUUGGGCUGAAGGUCACUGGGCGGCCAGACGCUGACACCCUGAAUGUGAUGAAGAAGGCCAGGUGUGGGGUGCCCGAUGUGGGUCAGUAUGUCCUCACGGAGGGGAAGCCUCGAUGGGACCGCACAGAUCUGACCUAUAGGAUUGAAAAUUACACACCAGAUCUGCCUAGAGCGGAGGUGGACGAUGCCAUUGACAAAAGCUUUCAACUCUGGAGUGAUGCCUCGCCCCUGACCUUCACCAAGAUCUUUGAGGGUGAAGCGGACAUAAUGAUAUCCUUUGUCCGGGGAGAUCACCGUGACAACUCUCCCUUUGAUGGACCCGGAGGAACCCUUGCUCAUGCUUUUCAACCAGGCCCACGUCUUGGUGGAGAUACCCAUUUUGAUGAAGAUGAAAAAUGGACCAGCGACUUCAAUGAUUACAACUUGCAUCGUGUGGCUGCUCAUGAGUUUGGUCAUUCCCUUGGACUUGCUCACUCUACUGAUAUUGGGGCUCUGAUGUACCCCACCUACAUCUACACUGAUGAGGUGCAGCUGUCUCAGGACGACAUCGAUGGCAUCCAGGCCAUAUAUGGACCCUCCCCAAAUCCCAUCCCACCAACAGGUCCCCAAACUCCACAACCAUGCGAUAGCAAGCUAACCUUUGAUGCUGUCACCACAGUUCGGGGAGAACUGAUGUUCUUUAUAGACAGGUUCUACAUGCGUGUAAACAGCUACUUCCCAGAAGUUGAGCAGAAUUUCAUUUCCAUUUUCUGGCCAAGCCUGCCAAAAGGACUUGAGGCUGCUUAUGAAGCUGCUGAGAGAGAUGAAAUUCGUUUUUUCAAAGGUGAUAAGUACUGGGCUGCCCAGGGGCAGGAUGUGCUGCAGGGGUACCCCAAGAACAUCCAUAGAUCCUUCGGCUUCCCCAGAACUGUGAGCAGCAUUGAUGCUGCUGUUUCUGAUGAAGAAACUGGGAAAACAUACUUCUUUGUCGCUGACAAGUACUGGAGGUAUGAUGAAUAUAAACAAUCCAUGGAUCCAGACUUUCCCAGAAUGAUAGAAGAGGACUUUCCCGGAAUUGAAAAUAAGGUUGAUGCUGUUUUCCAGAAAGAUGGAUUUUUAUAUUUCUUUCAUGGACCAAGGCAAUUCAAGUUUGAUCCUCAAACUAAGAGAAUUCUGUCUGUUGACAAAGCUAACAGCUGGUUCAAUUGCAGAAAUUACUGACCAACUGUUACAGCGGAAAAAUAUAUUUCAAGAACCCAAGGAAGGUGUCUUCCUGAAGAGCCAUUUGUUUAAAUAAAAUACAGAGCUAUUAGGUAUAACCUUACCUAUACCUCAUUCUACAUAUAUUUUUUUAUGCUUUAGAAUGCAAUGUAUUGUGUACUGCUCUAAUUUAGUUCCACAACUGAGAACUAAGAAAAGUCAAGUUCAUGCAUUAUGGAUUCAAAUGGGCCAUUUUUGCAAAGAAGCUCUUUUCCAAAGUAGAAGACUCUGACCCUGAUCCUGGGGUGCAGCUCUUUGAGAGAAGGGACCAGAGAUACAAGACUUUGCCACAGGAGCCUAACAUAUAAGCAGCCGCUAGAGCAUCCUAAUGUGCAACAAACAACUUUCGUUACAGAAAAUAAAAUGCUUUUAUGUUUGGAAUAAGCCA
Messenger RNA from Suricata suricatta (meerkat), 1909 nucleotides. RefSeq names its product matrix metallopeptidase 1 (gene MMP1). Bases 67 to 1482 code for a protein of 471 amino acids. The transcript is spliced from 10 exons. Gene Ontology annotation, cellular component: extracellular matrix. The record is from RefSeq and is a predicted model, not a curated record. Gene Ontology annotation, biological process: proteolysis; collagen catabolic process; extracellular matrix organization. NCBI's taxonomy places the organism in Eukaryota, Metazoa, Chordata, Mammalia, Carnivora, Herpestidae. Gene Ontology annotation, molecular function: metalloendopeptidase activity; zinc ion binding.